Messenger RNA from Linum tenue, 1812 nucleotides. Lineage: Eukaryota; Viridiplantae; Streptophyta; Magnoliopsida; Malpighiales; Linaceae. The record is from the annotation of a GenBank genome assembly.
ACCCUGUCUAGUCCCUUCUUUCUUCCCUUUUGCUUACACGUCGACGGGGGCGUUUCAGUAUUUACAAACGAGAACGGAGGGUACGCUACGCUCCCUGAGCCGCGCUCUUCAAUGUCUCUCGAUUGAAUUCUUAUGGACCCUAGUGGCCGAAAUUUGAAGAUUUUGCACCGGCGAAGAGAUGGCUGGCUCUGUUGAUAUGGUCGGUGGCGGAGGCCGUUCGGAAAAGGUGAAGGUCGCCGCGACCUGUUUGCUUCUCGCGGCGGUGGGAAUAUCGCUGUGGGGACUGUAUUUCGGCGACGGAGAAGCGAAGCAAUGGCGGGGGAUGUUGAGAAGGAAGAAGAAGAAGGCAAUCAGGGUUUACAUGGACGGCUGCUUCGACAUGAUGCACUACGGGCACUGCAACGCCCUCCGCCAGGCGAGGGCUCUCGGCGACGAGCUGGUGGUCGGGGUGGUGAGCGACGCGGAGAUCAUAGCGAAUAAAGGUCCGCCUGUGACUCCUCACCAUGAGAGGAUGGUGAUGGUGAAGGCGGUGAAGUGGGUUGAUGAAGUUAUUGCAGACGCUCCUUAUGCAAUCACGGAGGAAUUCAUGAAAAAGCUGUUUGAAGAACACAGCAUCGACUAUAUUAUCCAUGGUGACGACCCAUGUGUUCUUCCCGAUGGGACAGAUGCCUAUGCCCUUGCCAAGAAGGCUGGCCGCUACAAACAGAUCAAGCGCACUGAAGGGGUGUCGACAACUGACAUAGUUGGACGGAUGCUGCUGUGUACGCGAGAAAGAUCCGUUUCUGAGACCCGCCAAAGUCAUUCAUCCCUGCAAAGACAAUUUAGCCACGGUCACAGUCAGAAAUUUGAAGAAGGUGGAACUGGCAGUGGCACUCGCGUUUCUCAUUUCCUCCCUACUUCUCGUAGAAUUGUUCAAUUUUCCAACGGAAAGGGCCCUGGUCCGCAUGCUCGGAUAGUUUACAUCGACGGCGCAUUUGACCUUUUUCAUGCUGGACACGUUGAGAUUCUCAGGAUUGCUCGAGGGCUUGGAGAUUUUCUUCUUGUUGGGAUUCAUAAUGACCAGACUGUCAGUGCCAAAAGGGGAACACAUCGUCCGAUCAUGAAUCUACAUGAAAGAAGCCUAAGUGUGUUGGCUUGUCGUUAUGUAGAUGAAGUGAUCAUUGGUGCUCCUUGGGAAAUUUCUAAAGACAUGAUCACAACAUUCAAUAUAUCUUCUGUUGUUCAUGGUACCGUGGCGGAGAACAACGACUUUGAAAAGGAAGAAAGCAACCCUUAUGCUGUUCCAAUCAGUAUGGGCAUCUUUAAAGUGCUGGAUAGCCCUCUCGAUAUUACAACGACCACAAUAAUUAAGAGGAUCGUAUCCAAUAAUGAAGCAUACCAGAAACGCAACGAAAAGAAGUCACAGAGUGAACGAAGGUAUUACGAGGAUAAGACUCAUGUAUCCGGCGACUGAACCAUAAUUGAUGCACAUUUCCUUUGCCUUGCUAGGGUCUUCUAAUCUGCAAGUGAGUCCUGAUACAGGUGUUUUUGUCCCACGGGAGGUAUUUGUUUGUAGAACUCCUUGUUGAGUGCAUUCAUAGAGAAAAUGCUGUUAGGGUAAGUACUGGAAGCUACAUGUUGGAGACAAAAUGGAAGUAGAACUUAAAUCUAGUUAUGUAGUUACUAUUAUUAUUACAGGCAUAGUGGUUGGUUCCUCAUAUUUCUUGUUUUAUAAUCUCUCUUACUCCCAAGGUGUUUAUUCCAUGGUUUACUAAAUCGUACAAUGACGUACAAUGCACUAGUUAUUCUGCUAACUUGAAGAUUCGUUAGUAU